UACUUUAACUAUCUCGUACGUUGCAGCGCUUCUCUCCACACUUUUAUACCUCUCGUAAACACCGGUUACGACCACACACACACACCACACACACCACACACACACACACAACACACACACACACACACACACACACACAUAUACAUACACGCACGCACAUGCGCACACACUCACGCAUAUUACUCUUUAUUCCUCCUACCUACUCACUUUUUCUCCUCUUCCCAGCCACACUACGACCCUCCUACUCUUUUCCCUCUCUUGCUCUCCUUUUAUAUUUUACUCUAUCAGUAUAUAUUUGCACACACACACCACACACCACACAUGCACACGCAUAAACACACAUGUAUUUCACUAGCUCUUUCGGUCUCCAUUUUAAUCUCUAUAUUUCUAGCUCACUCUAUCUAUUUCUUCUUUCCGCUCACUUCACCCUCCCUCACCCUUUCUUCCUUUCUUUCUUUCAUUUUUUCUUUCUUCCUUUCUUUCUUUCUUUCUUUCUUUCUUUCUUUCUUUCUUUCUUUCUUUCUUUCUUACUGCCAGUCUCUCUCGCUCUCUCAAUCUUUCUUUUCUUUCUCUCUCUCUCUCUCAUCUUUCUCUCUACCCCGUAUCACUUACUGUCGCUCGCUUUGUGUGUUGAGGUGUCCUAACAAAAUAUAAUCGCUACAAUUCUGCAAUGGACGGAGCUGUGUAUGUGUACCCCCAAUACAGACCACCUGUGGCUUUACUUGGACCGGGUUCAUGUUUGGAUACUGGCAGCCGUUGUGCACCACCCGGACGAUCGAUCUGCCAAAUACCAUUUAGCGCGUGGAAACUCGAUGGGACUCGCUAUUCGUUUGAUAAACAUUGUCUGUCAUCGUUCUGUCCUCCAACCAUCCACCGACUAUCUUCAGCAGCAGAUGCGUUUCACAGGAGCGCUGCCUCAGCUGCUGCUGCUGCAGCCGCCGCCGCUGCUGCCGCAGUUAACAGUGCUGUUGGAGCAAGAACAGGAACUGUGACCAGUGGUGCCAACAGUGGAAAUGGCACUGGUAGUAUUGUUGUUGUUGGUGGCAGUGGCGCCGUAUGUAGUAACGGUGUAAGUAGUAGCAGCAACGGUGUCUCCCCUGGUGGCAGUAUUCCUGACGGUCCGUGCUACAACAUACAUGGAAAUACGGCCGUGAGUGUAGCAGCAAGCGCAUCUGCUGCGGCUGCAGCAGUAUCGAGCUUCAUCCCAGCUAUGGGUCACAACAGCCACGGAGCUGCGACCACACCAAGUCUCUUACAAGCAGCAGCUCAUCAACAGUUUUUACCCGACAGUAAACAUUCAGCCUUAUCUUUUACUUCAUCUUUACAAGGGCAUCAAAAAUUGAUCCAUCCUACUGAUCCUUUCCCUUCCAUGUUACCCGUUUUUACAGAUUCACUGACACAAUUGAACUAUGGCCGUAAAGUAUUCCCCUGUCCACAGUGUCGUUAUACAACUGACCGGCGAAACAAUCUCAAGCGGCAUAUGUUGACAAUGCAUCAAGCUUGCUCCAAACUUCUAGAAUGUUGCGGCAUCCUUUUUACAACGAAAGCAUCUCUUCGUGAACAUGCCAUGAUAUUUCAUUACCAUGGCUAUACGUGCUUCUAUUGCGGUCGGCGAUUUUGUCGAAAAGCCUUGCUUAAAAGACACCUGUCUGUUCAUAACGGUCAGAAAGAUUUUGUGUGUUCUGUCUGCGAUUAUGCUACAAGUCACAAAAGCAAUCUUGAACGACAUCGCAAAGUUCAUGUACGGCAAGAUGGAGACAAUAGCAAAGAUAGUAGUAGCGGUGGUAGUAACAAUGCUGGAUUAUGCGUAGCUAGUAGUAGUGCUGGAAGUGAUACUGGUGUAGGUCUCGGAGUUAGUGUUGGGGCUGCUACUAUUGACAUUUGUGGAGUUAGUGGUGUCAGUCUUAGCAGUAGUAGUAGUAGUACUAGUAGCAGUAAUAAUAGUCGCUACAAAAUAAAUGGUGGUAAUGGCGCGAGUGUAAUCGUUACUAAUUCCGCCUCUCUAUCUCACAGUAAUAACAGAAGUAAGGUCAACAACAAUGAACUGGUCGUGGACAGUCCGAACAGAAGCUACCUUACCAUACACAAUCCUCACAGCCUUCACAGUCAUCAACCAGACCCCAGUGAUGUAUGUUCUGAUGACGAUGUUUGUUCUGAGGACGAAGAAGUCGAUGUAAACUGACUAACCAAACGCAUCCACAUGUACUCACAUAUCUCCUUACAUACACACAUACACAAACACGCACACACACGCACACACACACAUACACACACAGAAUCACAUCGAAAUACAUGAAUAAGACUAUCUAUUGAACUAAUUAUUUAUAUAACUAAUUAUCAUACACUAUUGUUUGUCCUGUUAAAUAAUUAUUAUAUUUGGGAAAAUAUGAUUGCGGAUAUAUCUACAUGCAGAAUGAAUGCACAAUGCCAUUGCACAAACAUAUAUUAAUAAUAAACUAAAGACUUAUGCAGGUACGCACAUUCAUAAACCCCUGUACAAUCAGACGAAAUUGGAACUGUUUGGUAAUUAAUAAAAAGCAAUAAUAAUUUGAAAUAUUCUUCAGGUGGGGUUCUUGAUAUGACUCGAUAAAAUAUCGAAAAUGUGAACAUCUCAAAGAAUAUCUUCGAAAAGUAAAAGGUCUAUU
Molecule: messenger RNA, 2645 nt
Organism: Octopus sinensis (East Asian common octopus)
Lineage: Eukaryota; Metazoa; Mollusca; Cephalopoda; Octopoda; Octopodidae
Product: transcription factor hamlet-like
Exons: 2
Coding region: 671-2182 (503 amino acids)
Biological process (GO): regulation of transcription by RNA polymerase II
Cellular component (GO): nucleus
Molecular function (GO): RNA polymerase II transcription regulatory region sequence-specific DNA binding; DNA-binding transcription factor activity, RNA polymerase II-specific
Source: RefSeq, a predicted model, not a curated record